AGAAAAGAUUGGACUGUUAGCGGAGGUUUAGUUGAACCGAAUUGCUUGUUUGCCCUUGCUCAAGAAUCAAGAUUACUACCACUCUUGUAUCUCUUCGACCCAAUUUGGAUUUGCUCUCCGACGAUUUUUGGUACUAUUCAGAAGCAUUUUCAGGUGCCCUUUUCGAAAAUCUGCAUUUUCUAAGGGUGGGAGAUUCACUGUGUUGGAUAAUGGCAAGUUAUGCGUCGAUGAAUUUCACUCUUACUCGAAACCCUGUUGGAAUGUUGUCUGCUCUUGGAGGCAGAGUUUCUAUGGAGCACCACCCGGGGAAAAGCUAUAUGAAAAUGCCCGAGGAUAGGAAUGGGUUUGUGGGUAUCAAUCAAAAAUCUAAUUUGGCUAAGUCUUCUUCCAAUUCUCACAAUGUCAGCCCAUAUCAGAACAGGGAUCCAUUUCUGGAUUUACACCCUGAAAUUUCAAUGCUAAGAGGCGAGGGAAACAGUUCAGUUAAUAGCCCAAGAAAGGAAAAUUUGGGUGGAAUUACACCCGAGAACUUGGAAGAUGCAUCCAGUAGUAAUUACAACGAGGCAAGGAUUAAAGUUAUUGGUGUGGGGGGUGGUGGAUCAAAUGCAGUUAAUCGGAUGAUUGAAAGUUCGAUGCAGGGUGUGGAGUUUUGGAUUGUUAAUACAGAUGUGCAAGCGAUGAAAAUGUCCCCUGUCUAUCCUGAGAACCGUCUACAAAUCGGUCGAGAACUUACAAGAGGUCUUGGUGCUGGUGGGAAUCCUGAGAUUGGCAUGAGUGCUGCAAACGAAAGUAAAGAAGCUAUAGAAGAGGCGCUUUAUGGAUCUGACAUGGUUUUUGUCACUUCUGGGAUGGGUGGAGGAACUGGAACUGGAGGGGCUCCUGUUAUUGCAGGCAUUGCAAAGUCAAUGGGCAUAUUAACAGUUGGUAUUGUUACUACACCCUUCUCUUUUGAAGGACGAAGAAGAGCAGUUCAAGCGCAGGAAGGAAUUGCAACUUUGAGAGACAAAGUUGAUACAUUGAUAGUUAUCCCGAAUGACAAAUUACUUACAGCAGUUUCGCAGUCCACCCCUGUAACAGAAGCAUUUAAUUUGGCUGAUGACAUUCUUCGGCAAGGUGUCCGUGGUAUCUCUGACAUCAUCACGAUACCGGGGCUGGUAAAUGUAGAUUUUGCUGAUGUCCGUGCUAUAAUGGCAAAUGCUGGUUCUUCGUUGAUGGGAAUAGGAACUGCUACUGGAAAGACAAGGGCAAGAGAUGCAGCUUUAAACGCUAUCCAAUCACCUCUAUUAGAUAUUGGCAUAGAAAGAGCCACUGGAAUUGUGUGGAACAUAACUGGUGGAAGUGAUUUGACUUUAUAUGAGGUGAAUGCUGCAGCGGAGGUUAUAUAUGACCUUGUGGAUCCUACUGCUAAUCUAAUAUUUGGAGCAGUGAUAGAUCCUUCACUCAGUGGUCAAGUUAGUAUAACUCUAAUUGCUACUGGAUUCAAGCGCCAAGAAGAAAGCGAAGGAAGGGCGCUUCAGGCCAGUCAACUAUCACAGGGAGACAACAAUUUUGGAAACAACCGUAGACCUUCUUCUUUGAGUGAAGGUAGUUCGUUUGAAAUCCCAGAAUUCUUGAAGAAGAAAGGUCGCUCACGCUAUCCUAGAGCUUAAUCAUCCUUAUUUCAGUUGGAGCAUUUGUUUGUCGCCAUGGCCUUCCUUCCUACGUACAUAUAUUAUGCUGCUAUAGGUGGUAGUAUCUGUAUACCCUUCUUCGGUUUGGUUACUUUGUAUAUUUGUUGAGUAAUAAAUAGUUCAUAUAUUGCUUAUCUGUAGUUACAAUAUGAAAUAUGUUUCUAGCUGAAAAACUUGAGUUAGUUGUAUUCUUCUUUUGAUAAAGUUGCUCAACAGUAGCUUUUUCAGCAAAAUACUGUAAUGGCUGAAGUCAAGAUGAAGUAGUUUUCAUGGAAUUGCCUUAAUACCUUGUUGUAAGUUGAUUAAAUGUACUUCUUCAUUAGUUU
Benincasa hispida (wax gourd) is the source of this 1996-nucleotide messenger RNA. Its product is annotated as cell division protein FtsZ homolog 2-1, chloroplastic. Gene Ontology annotation, molecular function: GTPase activity; GTP binding. NCBI's taxonomy places the organism in Eukaryota, Viridiplantae, Streptophyta, Magnoliopsida, Cucurbitales, Cucurbitaceae. Gene Ontology annotation, cellular component: chloroplast; cytoplasm. The record is from RefSeq and is a predicted model, not a curated record. Gene Ontology annotation, biological process: chloroplast fission.